This is a messenger RNA of Exophiala dermatitidis NIH/UT8656, 1019 nucleotides long. RefSeq lists its product as uncharacterized. The record is from RefSeq and is a predicted model, not a curated record. Lineage: Eukaryota; Fungi; Ascomycota; Eurotiomycetes; Chaetothyriales; Herpotrichiellaceae. Bases 597 to 926 code for a protein of 109 amino acids. The transcript has a single exon.
GGAACUAAUAACUGGCUGUCAAAGCCAAAUGUUAAGUACGGUACUUUAUUCGCUUUGACGCCUGAAAACCUGAAGAUUUGUGGCCUGGGACAAGAAACGAAAAAGGGAAUGGGAAGUCUGUCUGAGCCGUCUGAACCGAAGGAAAAGUGGAUCGGGCGGAUGGGCGCCGGCGACGGGGGUGCAGUACUAUUAAGUGGUUGGGAGGGUGGACUCGGACGGUGAGCAGAAAAAGAGGCCCUUGUUCGAGUUUGCGGCUACGGCUGCGAAGCCUUUCCCUUGUCAGAGCAGCAUCGCGCAGAACGAGAAAAAAUUUAUACGAAAACUACUGGGAAUUGAUAAAUAUCUGUUUGUCCGGCUAGAGUACUGUACUGUAUCUGGUAGACCGGGGUGUUGGUGAGAUUCCGCUUGGGUAAAAGAAUAUUAGGAUGGAGCACGAGCAGGAUCAUAUAUGGGAGUGGGUAAUAUAGAAGCGUGUUAUGGCUACACUAGUAGCGGUGGUAGUAGCGAGAAAGCGGCAAUGGACUCCUGGGUCUUGCAGAUAGCGCAACGACGUGGGUUCGUUAGGUGGAAAUAGGUGGUGGGUAUCUGAAGCUACCAUGAUCAGAGGCAGAGGGCUGGCACUUCGAUCCGGUGGCCUGCAAAUACUCCCAAUCGCACAGUCGAGACAGGCGAAAUUCAAAGCCCGAGAAGCCGGGCUUAUUAGACAUUCAGACACAGUUGUGAGAGCUUUGGAGCUCGAGUUCCUUCAGGAUGUCGGAAUAUCUGACUGGAAAUUUGAAAGGUUUCCAGAUCUGCCGGCAGCCGAAUCCGGAUUCCGGUGGCGAGAGACAGGGAGGCAGAGAAGCGCCUUCGAGGCCGUUGGUUUGGCGGAGGCUGCAUCUGCAGAUCAGUCAAGACCACGCCGUUGUGUCGCUAGCAAAUCUUGAAACAGAGAGGCCAGAUAGUAGUACUCCCAUUGCACAGACACCCUGGGAUGCAAUGUAUUGUUUGUUACAUAGCAAGACAUCCCUCCAUUGACC